Molecule: messenger RNA, 315 nt
Organism: Stylonychia lemnae
Lineage: Eukaryota; Ciliophora; Spirotrichea; Sporadotrichida; Oxytrichidae
Source: the annotation of a GenBank genome assembly
AUGGGUUGUCAAAAUUCAAAAGAGCCAAAGCAAACAUCGUCAUCAACUGAUGCAAGCAAAAAGAAGCUCCCUCAUUGUGCUUAAAAGUUCCCCUACAAAGUGAAUCUAGAAGAGGGUAAGACCUACUACUGGUGCAGCUGUGGCUUAUCUAAGAAUUAACCAUUCUGUGAUGGCUCACAUAAAGGAACAGAUUACGUACCAAAGGCUUUUUAAUACGACAAGCCUACUGGAGAGAGCUAUCUUUGCGGUUGCAAACACAAUAAAAAAGAGAGUGGUCCCUAUUGUGAUGGCACCCAUAAAAAUCUCGAAUGGUGA